AUGGCCAAGAAGAGAAGAGCCCAGCGACCUGCAGCCCCUCGGGGAUUGCCCGAACCUCCCAACGGAGCUACUGCAGACCCAGUCUUCCAUGAAGGCACCAGGGUUUGGUUUUAUGAUGUUGACUCUGGCCAAUGGCUAAGUGGCACUGUUAUCUCGCCCCCCGACGGGUCAAGCGGCAGCACAAUGAUGCCAUGGAUUGAGGUCGAUGGAACAUGGGAACAAAUAACGAAGAGAAUCGAGUAUGUGUAUGGCAUGUCAUGAAUCCAUGCUUCCAAUUUGUACAGUGCUACGAGCCACUGAGCCCUCUCCAUUGGCCACCAUAUCCGCAUGAUGCUUUACAAUGGACGGCUUGUGUGUGCUGCC
This is a messenger RNA of Fusarium oxysporum Fo47, 363 nucleotides long. RefSeq lists its product as uncharacterized. Bases 1 to 261 code for a protein of 86 amino acids. The record is from RefSeq and is a predicted model, not a curated record. The transcript is spliced from 3 exons. NCBI's taxonomy places the organism in Eukaryota, Fungi, Ascomycota, Sordariomycetes, Hypocreales, Nectriaceae.